This is a messenger RNA of Mollisia scopiformis, 3477 nucleotides long. RefSeq names its product AMP-binding enzyme family protein-like protein. Gene Ontology annotation, biological process: fatty acid metabolic process. The record is from RefSeq and is a predicted model, not a curated record. The transcript has 9 exons. The coding region runs from base 1 to 3477 and encodes 1158 amino acids. Gene Ontology annotation, molecular function: medium-chain fatty acid-CoA ligase activity. Lineage: Eukaryota; Fungi; Ascomycota; Leotiomycetes; Helotiales; Mollisiaceae.
AUGAGCGAAUGCCAUGGAGAGGUCUUGACCGAUCUGGAUCAGAGCAUGUGGGACAUGUUUUAUAGUACUGCUAUGAAAUACCCACAGAGAGAAGCUGUUACGAACAUGGGGACAAAAGUCCGUGCGUUCAGGCUUCUCGACAGAAUCUCUCCAUCGUCGCAUGAGGAAGUCGUGUUUCAGUGGAGCUAUGAAGAGCUCCUCAGUGCUGUAGAGACUAUCUCUGCAUGGCUCCAGGAGAGUAGAUGUUGCGAGGGAGAGUAUCUUGUCACUUUUGUCUGGAACUCAGCUGAAUGGGUGAUCUUCUUCUGGGCUGCUGCAAGAUUGAAGAUGCCUUUCAUUCCUCUAGAUCCACGCACUCUGGAGCAGACUGCUGAUGAAUACAUUUUGCGUCUGAGACCGUCUGUAAUAGUGGUGCAAGACGAAGCAGCGGCCGCAACUUUGGAAAGUGUGUCUUCUCAUUUCAAAGGCUCGAAAGCUCGCAUAUCAUGUACAACAUCGCCGUCAAAGUCGUGGACCUCCCUCAGCACGCUUUCAAACAAUCGAUCACGUGCUUCGCCGUUCAAGAAUGCACCAUCUCCUGGUGAAGACCUGGCUCUCAUUGUUUUUACCAGCGGUACAACAGCUACCCCUAAGGGAUGUUGUCAUACAGCAGCGAAUCUUUGGUCAGAAAGCUAUGACUUCGAUCCCGACAAAGAUCCGAACAUGGUCGAAAAGUGGCUUGUCCACACUCCAGUCUCACAUGUCUUCGCGGUGAAUAAUGCUUUGCGCUCUUUUAGAUAUGGUGGAACUGUUGUGUUUGCAUCGAAAACUUUCGACAUUCAUGCUUCUUUGAAGGCCCUGGAACUUUAUCAGUGUACUCGUAUGUCCGCUGUCCCAACCUUGGUUCAGGGGUUGUUGUCAUUGCCUGCGUUUCCGGGGAAGGAAAGAUUAGCGUUGCAUUAUAUGUCUCUUGGUGGGACGUUGAUUAAAGCGGAGGAUAUACAGAUGUGCAAACGACUAGGUAGUGAUGCUGUGAUGCAAGUGUAUGGGAUGAGUGAAGGUGCACCUACUCUGAGUUGGCUCAGAGAUGAUCCUCUGCUUGCAUCUGGACAUUAUCCAGGUGUUGGUAAAGUUCUUCCUGGCAGCCGCAUCCGUAUAUGCGCGCCUGUAAGUCGUGAGGUUGUAAAAAGGAAUAUUCCGGGCGAGCUACGCAUGGGAGGAACUUCUGUGAUAUCUGGUUAUUUGGACGGCGCCGAUCCCGAAGCGUUUUACACUGAUGAGUACGGAAGCUGGCUGAAGACAGGAGACCAGGCAGUUCUUGAUGACAAUGGCGUUGUUCAAUUACUUGGUCGGUACAAAGAUCUAAUUAUCCGGGGUGGGGAGAACAUUUCACCUGCAAAAAUCGAAGAGUGCUUGGGACAGAUUCCAGGUGUACUGGCACAAGUUGUUGGCGUCCCUGAUAACAUUGCUGGUGAAGUUCCAGUUGCUGUGGUUCAAUCCCUCAUGUCUCGAACGAAGGCAGAGAUAAUGCAUCUUGUGCAGCCACUUGGGCAAAGCUAUUCACUCGCUGCAAUCGUGACUUUAGAAGAGCUGGGCAUCGAGAAAUACCCAUUGACUUCUGCUGGCAAAGUACGAAAAAAUGUUUUGAAAGAACUGCUAGUUAAAUACUUCGAACCCGAACCCGAGCCGGAACCGGAAUCGCGCACCAACAAGUCAAAGACCAUUCGACAACUCAUUGAGAUCUGGGCCACCUUGGUGGUCAAUUCACCUUCGAAGGAUGACUCCGUGUAUGAUUUCGCGGACAGCAUAUCUCUUUUGAGGUAUUGUGACAAAGUGUGGAGAGCCCUCGGAAAGAAACUUUAUCUUCAAGACUUCGUUAAGCAUGAGACCAUUGAGAAACAAGCGCAACUGCUACAAAGUCGAGGCGAAAGCACAGCGGAAGCAGAGUCUCCUUUAGUUUUAUCUGCGACCGAACUAAAUCGUACCAAGGACGGACCACCUGGCAUUGCCGAUAUGGCUCAUACUAAUGGCGACCCUCAACGAUUCAUCGAAACGAGAAUGGCAACGUCCAAAGCGAUUGAAAAGCUUGAACUCUCGUGGGACAACGACGUCGAGGAUGUCAUUCCAAUCAAAGACUUGUUCUAUGGUGUUGUAGACGGACCACGACCGCAGUCUUACCGACACAGAAUUGCUUUCCGAGUAGACGGGAAAAGCCCGGAGAUUAUUCGUGGAGCUUUAGAAAAAGGCUUUGCUUCGAGGCCUCUGUUCCGGGCUCUUCUUGUGAAGCUUUCAGACAAUACUCCUGUUCACGUUGUUAUUCGGCCAGGAAGUUCUCUCUUCAAGCUUCUUAUCACCGAAAAGCAAUGCGAUGAAAAAGCCACCCAAGAAAUUAUCCUGGAUGAUUCUGGAGCAUCCUUCUCGCGCCUCCAAAUGGUUCAAGCAGUCAUUGCUCAUUCCAAAGACUCCACAACGUUGAUCCUUUCGUAUAAUCAUUCUGUCUUUGAUGCAAUGUCGAUGGUUCCAUGGAUGAGAGAUCUCGACCUUCUAAUCGGAGAUCCGAACAUCACGCUGCUUUCCGCAACGCCUUUCAAGCUCUUCGCUGACAUGGCUUAUUCUCAUCGUGAAAGCAUGCCAGCCACAUUAGAUGUGCAGUACUUCGUUAAACGAUUGUCAGGAAUCAGCAAGCAAACCAAGGCAUUUUGGCCCCCUCAACGAGCUCCUGGAUGGAUGAUAGGUAGAGAUGUUGACUCGGAACACGGAGAGGCUCGGAUAAAGUCCAGAAAAGCAGAACCUAUAAGAUAUCCCCGAGUCUGGAUAAAAUCAAAAGUGCCUCACCUCGCAGCUUUGAAGGCGAAAAACAUCCAGCCAUACAUCGUUGUCAAGACUGCAAUCGCUCUCUUCAAUGUCUUAAAAACUGAUCAAGAAUAUGCUAUUCUCACCACCAUUGAUGCUGGACGUAGCUGGCCAUUUAUGCCAGCUUGGAUUCCGCUUCCUCCUGCAAUGAGUAUCGAUGGUCCCACGAUUGAGUGGACCGCGAACAUGCUUCGGAUUUUGCCAGACGAGACAGUGGAGCAUCUUCUUGAGCGGAUUCAGAAAGAUCAAGAGGAGCUCAGCCUCCACGCUCAUGCUCCGAUGUUUAGAGUCAUGGAUGAACUCGGAGUGGAAGGACCUUUUGUACAGGAUGCGAUGAUGAGACAGACGUUUAACUGGGACAUUAGUCUUCAGUAUCUGAAAAGCGGCAAUUCAUAUGGAGAUGUUGAUUUAACGAGCAUGAAGCUUAUUGAUAGAGUUGAUUGGCCCGACUGUGGAUUCUUCUGGGAAGCUGGCAUGCUGAGUGCGGAUGAACUCUGCGUUUUGGCGACUUGGGACGAUGCUCAGUUGAGCUUGGAAGAAGCUGAAGGACAUGUCGCGAGCCUGAACAAGAUAAUUCAGUGGAUCACGCAACCGGAUCAUUUGUUCAGGCCAGUGGGAGAACUGUUGGAGGGGAGGUGGGAUUGA